Messenger RNA from Porites evermanni, 890 nucleotides. NCBI's taxonomy places the organism in Eukaryota, Metazoa, Cnidaria, Anthozoa, Scleractinia, Poritidae. The record is from the annotation of a GenBank genome assembly.
UUUGUAGAAUAUCUUGACAACAAUUUUCGUGAAUGCAUCAUUCUUGGUGGCUCAAGCCGGCCUUUUAAAAUUAGCGUUUGUCUUGUCAUUUUAGUUGUGACAUUUGACGAUUUAGUCAAAGGUAUAUGGGGUUGGAAGGCCAAUGGAGAUCUUUCACUUCAUCUAGUACCGUCUUUCGCCUCCGAGCCAAGGACUUGCAUGUGCGCUGUAACUCAUCUCUCGAGUCGUCAGGCAUAGGGAGAGAGCGUCCUCUGGGAAUAGACCUCUUGAGCUUUUAUGCUUUGUUUUCCCAAUAGUGGUCCCAGGGGAACUUGACCCUUUGUCUUUUCAUAAAUUAUACAUACAUAUGCAACGUGCACAAGACGAAGUUUGAAAGAAACAGUUCUCUGGAGUAUUAUCACAUGACCUGUAUUGGGAAAACAAUUAAAACAUAAAAGCUAAAGAGGACUACUGGUCAGAAUUAAGGCCAGUGAUGCGCGAGCGAGCACUGGGAAUAUUAAGCUAUUACCAGCGAGAGAUGUAUUCCAAGCUUGUGUUUGGAUUUCUCCCUCGGGAGUGACUUUGUGUGUAUGCAAGCAGAUUUGGCCAGUUUAGCGAAACGGCUGGAGGAUUGGAUUCGUGCGGUUUGGAAGCCCCUUGUGGGGAGGGGAAUGGGGCUUAUGUACACCCAUUUUCGUUUGUGAUUCGUUUGUUUUUCCUUCCCUUCCCCUACUUUUCUAUCUCUUUGGUCUAGUCCUAUCGUCUUCUCGUCAGCGGACUCGCAUUCCCGUAACUCAUUUCUCGGGUUCUCAGGUCUUUGUUACUCGAGCGUCCACUGGGAAUAUAUUGCAAUAACUCUUGUCAAUAGCCUGUCAAAGUUUGGCUCUUUUGGCCUACUAAUCUUUCAGUGA